AUGGAGAGGCUCAAUACCAGAUGGUCAUCACCUCCCCCCCCCUCGCUGAAGCUCAAUUUUGAUGGUGUUGCUCAUAGUGGCUCAGCGGCAGGGGGAAGAAUUAUUAGGGAUAGCUUGGGCAACCUGGUUUUGGCCUAUGCAGGAAAUUUUGACUCUAUUUUGAGCAACAUGGUGGAAGCCCUUACUCUUUUUGGGGGGCUUAAGAUGGCCCUUGGCACCGAUACCAAAAAAUUGAUCAUUGAAGGGGACUCUAAACUGGUUAUUGAGGCCACUAAAGGUGCUUCAGGGAUCUGCUGGAGAAUCAAAAAUGUCAUCAAGGACAUCUGGUCCAUGAUUGUCUGGCUGGAAGAUUUUCAAAUUCAGCAUAUCUACAGAGAGGGAAAUGGGGUGGCGGACUCUCUGGCUGCGGCGGGUCUGGAGAUAAAAGGAAUGAGGUACUGGGGGCACCUAGAUUCUCUCACUGACAAGCAGAAGGACCUUAUUGGAAAUGAACAAACCACCUCUAUCAAGCAAUGA
Cryptomeria japonica (Japanese cedar) is the source of this 516-nucleotide messenger RNA. RefSeq lists its product as uncharacterized. NCBI's taxonomy places the organism in Eukaryota, Viridiplantae, Streptophyta, Pinopsida, Cupressales, Cupressaceae. The record is from RefSeq and is a predicted model, not a curated record. Gene Ontology annotation, molecular function: RNA-DNA hybrid ribonuclease activity; nucleic acid binding. The transcript has a single exon. Bases 1 to 516 code for a protein of 171 amino acids.